This is a messenger RNA of Penicillium canescens, 528 nucleotides long. RefSeq names its product DUF4149 domain-containing protein. The record is from RefSeq and is a predicted model, not a curated record. The transcript has 3 exons. NCBI's taxonomy places the organism in Eukaryota, Fungi, Ascomycota, Eurotiomycetes, Eurotiales, Aspergillaceae. Bases 1 to 528 code for a protein of 175 amino acids.
AUGGAUUCCCUCCUGAGCACAGUAGGAAACCUCCUACCAUAUCACCUCCUCGGCUAUGGUGCUCUGCUCGGAACAGAGCUGUACCAGAGUUUUGUCAACACAAAGAUCUGCUUUCAGGUCCUUCCGAUGAAAGAAUUCAUCGUACUCCAAAAACGACUUUUCCCCGUCUACUUUGGCACCCAGGUUGGCCUGACAGCCCUGACGGCAGCGACCUGCCCGCCAUACAGUAUCCUGUCACUUUUGAAAAAUCCUUGGAGCGCUGGGUCUCUCGCAGUAGUUGGAUUGAUGGGCUGUCUGAAUUGGCUCGUGUACGGCCCGAAGACGACGACUGCCGCGUUGGUAAGAAGGGCACUGCAUGAGAGCGAGAAUACACAUUCCGACUCCAACUCCAAUGGGUCCAAGGUGGACCGGGCUAAUCGCAAUUUCUCGCGAAACCACGCGAUGGUCAUUCAUUUAAACGCUAUUGCUAUGAUCGCCACGGUUGUCUAUGGGUUUUCUUUAUCGUCCACUCUUACAACAGGACUCUAG